UGUGUAAACACAAAAGUACAAGACUUCCCACAGCAUCUAAUUGCUAAUAUUACCACAGCCAAACUAUAGCGUAAUCAACCUGUCUCUGUUCAGUGUAAUGGUGUAUGGGUGCAACUUUCACUUCGAACAUCCGGUCAAUACUUAUAAUUAUACUCAAAAGCAAAGCAUGAUUGCCUAUAAAAAGAGAAUGAAGUGGAGUACACACAUAACACAGUUGCUGAUCAAUGAUUCGCUUGUCAGACAUGAGUUACCAGACUGCCACUUCUCUCCUCCUGGUCACAGCUUUGUACCUGACCCUCUCCUCUGCAACUAAUGAAAUUCAUGCAGCAAUGUUCAAGAGAAGCUCAAUGGACUGAAAGAAGCAGUGGAGGCUCUGUGUGAAGGCACCAGUGUGUCCAUCCCUACUGUCCAAAACACUUGGACCUCUGUGCCCAUCACUAGCAUCGCCUACGACACCCUAAUACUUUAUCUUUCGUCAUCCCAAGUGUCAUCCCAUCAACUGCAAAGAAUGUACUCAUCUAUACUUCAAUGCAUUGCGGAACUGCUCACGGUUUCAUCACCCUCCACCUCAAAGUAUUUACUCAGGAAGGGAGUAACAAGCGUUUCGAAAAGUACCUCUACAUGUUAACCUUUCAUCAACUUGCUUAUAACACCAACUCUGACAACAUGUGGUUCCCCAUGCCCUCCAAUCGCAGGAUCUACAUGACAGUGAACAAGGACGUUGGAGCCAAUUGUGGAGCUCAGCUCUAUGCAAUAGGAUAUAACUAAUCAGGAAAUGAACUGUAUGGUGACUGUAUUAAGUUCUUGCGAUUAUAAAUUAAUACAAAUAAUGUUUCAAUAAUCAGUCAGUCAUGCCAAUGUGAACAUAGUAAUCGGUUUUGGUGCAUGUUUCCAACUAGUAUACUGUCUACAUUAUUUUACAUGACCAUGUAAAUACACGCAAGUAUAUUCACUGAACAUGUACAUGUCGUUGUAGUACAACACAAAUUACAAGACCUAUACCACAGCAUCUGUUUGUUACCACGGCUAAACAGCCAUAGCGUAAUCAACCUGUCUCUUCAGUAUAAUGGGAUACGAAUAUACAACUUUCAUCUCUUUAGGAACAUCCGGUCAACAUAGUAUAUAAAGUCCACAACAUAUAUCCUAGCUGCUUGUACAUCAACUUUAUAUUGAUUGUCUGAUCAAUUGAAGAGUAUAAGGUUGAGUGUUCAAAAUGAGCAAGGCAGUUGUUAUCUCUCUGCUAUUAUUUGCCUGUGUGCGUUUCUUGACAGCUAACGAAGCUACUUGCAAGGUUAUCCAGGGAAAGCUGCAGGAGCUCAAGUCGUCAGUUGAUUCUCUUUGUGGAGAGGUGAAUGCAUCCUUGCCCCCCACCCCAAUUAAUUCGAAACACCUGGACCUCUGUUCCUAAAACCAAUGUUGCAUAUAACAAUCUUAAUCAAGCAGCAACCUUCUCUUAUAUUAUUCCAAGUGUCAUACCAUCAGAUGCGAAAAAUAUUCUUAUUUUAGCAUUUUCUGGACUUGGCCCACCAAAAAUGGACUACAUGGCGUUGGAGGAGAUGUUAUAAUUUUCACCCAAGAUGGAAGCAAUCAACACUAUGAGCAGUAUAUGCAUUUGAUAGCAUGGAAAGGUACUUGGAGGUCACAGACUGACAACAUGUGGUUCCCCAUGCCAGCUAACCGCAGGAUCUACAUAACCCUGCCAGUGAGUAUGGCAAAUGAUGGUGGAUUCUAUCUUUAUGCAAUAGGCUAUAACUGAAGGUAUAUAUACUCAUCUUGUAAAUCAGUAAACAUUUACAAUUUACAUGGAUUUAGAUAGAGCCAUGCAUGUUAUGAACAAUAUAGCUAUAGUAUAUACUUCUACUGCUUAUAAUUCUGGAAAACACUUAAGAGAACUGUGGAUGUUAAUUGUCUCUUACGUGACCAUGUAGUGACUUGGAAGUGUUCACUGAACAUGUACAGGUCGUUGUAGUAAACACAAGAGUACAAGACUUCCAACAGCAUCUACUUGCUAAUAUUACCACAGCCAAACUAUAGCGUAAUCAACCUGUCUCUGUUCAGUGUAGUGGUGUAUGGGUGUAACUUUCACUUCGUUCGGGAACAUCCGGUCAAUACUUAUAAUUAUACUCAAAAGCAAAGCAUGAUUGCCUAUAAAAAGGGAAUGAAGUGGAGUACACACAUAACACAGUUGCUGAUAAAUGAUUCGCUUGUCAGACAUGAGUUACCAGACUGCCACUUCUCUCCUCCUGGUCACAGCUUUGUACCUGACCCUCUCCUCUGCAAGUUCAUGCAGCAAUGUUCAAGAGAAGCUCAAUGGACUGAAAGAAGCAGUGGAGGCUCUGUGUGAAGGCACCAGUGUGGCCAUCCCUACUGUCCGAAACACCUGGACCUCUGUGCCCAUCACUAGCAUCGGAAGUACAAACCUACGACACCCUAAUACUUUCUCUUUCGUUAUCCCUAGUGUCAUCCCAUCAGCUGCAAAGAAUGUACUCAUCUAUGCUUUAAUGCAUUGCGGAACUGCUCACGGUAGCAUCACCCUCCACCUCAAAGUAUUUACUCAGGAUGGGAGUAACAAGCGUUUCGAAAAGUACCUCUACAUGUUAACUUAUAAGCAACCUGCUUUCAACACCAACUCUGACAACAUGUGGUUCCCCAUGCCUAUCAAUCGCAGGAUCUACAUGACAGUGGACAGGGACGUUGGAGCCAAUUGUGGAGCUCAGCUCUAUGCAAUAGGAUAUAACUAAUCAGGAAAUGAACUGGUGACUGUAUUAAGUUCUUGCGAUUAUAAAUUGAUACAAAUAAUGUUUCAAUAAUCAGUCAGUCAUGCCAA
Molecule: messenger RNA, 2827 nt
Organism: Halichondria panicea
Lineage: Eukaryota; Metazoa; Porifera; Demospongiae; Suberitida; Halichondriidae
Exons: 4
Coding region: 2196-2741 (181 amino acids)
Source: RefSeq, a predicted model, not a curated record